CCUGAGCUACUUAGCAGCCGCUCUAUUUGUCAUCUAGUCAAAUUUGCGGAAUACCGCUGAUCACAGACUGUUUUAUUCCACUUCAUUCCCAAAGCCAGCGCCAGGCGUUUAAUAAGACAUGGAGAGGUUUUCUGUGUGGCUAGCUCUGGCCUUGUUUGUCAUUGUUCUGCUUGUACCAUACUCUGUGACUCACUCAUGUAGUGGAGGUAUUGUGAAUGACGCAGACUCAAGCAUAUGCUCCCAGGAAUGUGAUGACAAACAGUGCUUAUGCUCUGGCGAGACUCCAUUCCAUAUCAAUAAUUUCACUAGAUGUAACCAAAUUUGUAGCAAUUCCUCUCCAAACACUACAAAUGUCACACAGUGUGAUGACAUGAAGUGUCGGGAGAUUGGAGACUGUCAACAAUUCUGCAACAUUGGUUCCUGCUCUCUCAACUGCACUGCAAAAAAAAGCUGCACCCAAGCCUGUACUGUGAGAGGGAGGGAAUGCAGCAAGGUUUUCUGCUCCUCAGAAACCUGUCUUCAGGAGUGCUACGGGUGCACUAUGGAAUGUGCAAUUGGUGUAAAGAAUUGCCUACAGACCUGUCAUGGUGGUGUGUGUUAUGCAGUGUGUCCUGCGGGUGCAAAAUGCGAGAGCAAAUGUUAUGACGGCCUCCAAGGCAAGCCAUGUAAGGUGAUUGCUGGUAAACCAACGCCAAGUCCUGGCUCAAAUACUACUACUAUCAACACAUUACCUGCCUCGGGCUCUUCUGUGAUUGGCUAUGCUAUGCUUGUGACUGUACUCAGUGGGGUUAACCUUUUUCUGUAGAUGGGUAAAACCAUUUUACAUUGAACCCAAAAUUGAUCUUAAAUAUCUAACCAAUUUUUUAUAACUUCCAGUUACUAAACCCCCCAACCAUGGAGGCACAGCCCUGCCCCUAUAGGCGAUACAGCCCUGUUUUGUUUUAAAUGUAUCAUGCCUGAAACAACUGAAAGAAAUAUUAAUAGGUGUCAUAAACUUUCCUUACUCAGCAUAUUUUAAAUAUGUUACAUUCUCGUGUCUUUUAAGAAUUCUGGAACUUCUCCUGAUUUGUUAACAUCUAGAUGCAGCUUGUAUUAGGCAGAAACAUUAUUGAUAGCUGGAGUAUUGCUCCUGCUUCUCUCAAAUGGAAAAAAGGGGACUGUACAUAUUAUUAUACUACCUUUUAAUAGUGCCAUUUUGUUUUUACAUUAAUUUUUUUAAACAUAUUCAAAUCAUUGAAAUUAGUCAAACAUUUAUUACGGUUCUUAUUAGAAUAUAGUGAUCAUCAUCAUUUAGAAUUACUUUUAAAGGUAUUUUUAAGUAGUAGCAAUAACGAAAUAAUUAAUAUAUUCUGAUUUAUAACAAUUCAAAUACUGAUUUUUUGAAAAUGACAGUUGGCCAAAAUAUUCCUAGUGCAUUGUAUCAUAAACCAUGAAAAUAAAAAUAACCUGAUUCUAAAA
This is a messenger RNA of Nematostella vectensis (starlet sea anemone), 1458 nucleotides long. Its product is annotated as keratin-associated protein 10-4. Bases 119 to 805 code for a protein of 228 amino acids. The record is from RefSeq and is a predicted model, not a curated record. The transcript has 3 exons. Lineage: Eukaryota; Metazoa; Cnidaria; Anthozoa; Actiniaria; Edwardsiidae.